Messenger RNA from Ambispora gerdemannii, 711 nucleotides. NCBI's taxonomy places the organism in Eukaryota, Fungi, Glomeromycota, Glomeromycetes, Archaeosporales, Ambisporaceae. The record is from the annotation of a GenBank genome assembly.
AUGUCAAUGAAGUAUCUUUCUCAACGCGUAGCGCAAAUCAUCGAUGAAGAAUUAAUGUCUCAGGCUGGAGGAUUUUCGAUAGAUCAACUUAUGGAGCUAGCAGGAUUUAGUGUGGCACAAGCUGUCGCCAAGGUUUAUUCAAAAGAAUCAUAUUCACGUAUUUUAGUUUGUUGUGGACCUGGAAAUAAUGGAGGCGAUGGUCUCGUGGCAGCGCGACAUUUAUCCCAUUUUGGAUAUAGACCGAGUAUUUUCUAUCCAAAGCAAAGUAAAAAGGACUUAUUUCAGCGUUUAGCCACGCAAUGCAAUAAUCUCAAAAUACCUUUCGUAAAUGAAUUAAACAAGCAACUGUUGAAUAAUACGGAUUUAGUGCUUGAUGCUAUAUUUGGAUUCAGUUUUUCUGGUGAGAUACGUACCCCGUUCGGAGAAGUAAUUCAAACACUUAAGGAGACUAAUGUCCCAAUUGCAUCAGUGGAUAUUCCUUCCGCCUGGGAUGUAGAGAAAGGAAACAUUGAUGGUCGCAGUUUUAUUCCAACCAUGUUAAUAUCUUUGACUGCGCCAAAAAUGGGCGCUCAACAAUUCAAAGGUAUACAUUACUUGGGAGGGCGGUUUGUCACACCUGAAUUGGACAGAAAAUUCGAGCUAAAUCUUCCUCCUUACCCUGGUAUUGAACAAGUGGUUGACAUUACUAAUUUAACGAAUGAGAGAUUAUAA